Molecule: messenger RNA, 381 nt
Organism: Symbiodinium sp. CCMP2592
Lineage: Eukaryota; Dinophyceae; Suessiales; Symbiodiniaceae
Source: the annotation of a GenBank genome assembly
AUGCGGCAGUGCCCUUUCUCGACAGCAUGUCAGGAUUGGACCUCACUUGAGAAGGUGGGUAUUUUACGCAAGGGAACGCUGCACCCGCGCACCGAGUACUAUGCAAACUGGUGUCAGCUGGUCCUUGCGGUGGUGGAGAUUAUGGUGAGCAAGGUGAAGGCAGACCGGGCAAGCGAGAAGGCCAAGGUGCCAGGGAGCACGGUACCGGAUCAGCGGAAAUCCCUUUUGGCUCGGCUGGAGUUCAGCAAAUUCCUCGCAGACCUCCUCAAGGCUUUCUGGGAUUGCGAGCUCCCCUUCGCGUCGGAGUUGGCUUUUUGCCUCGCAGGGCUCUGGGCCGCGCUGGUGAGCACGCACAAGUACGCGCUGCGAGCCCUCAAGUGA